UGGCCCAAAUUUUGAACUCUUGGCUUUCUAGGUCGUCAACAGAUGAGCACCGCCAGACCUGACGUUUUGCCUCACAAUGCAGCAACAGCUCCAACCAUGAUAUAACCUAGCCGGCCGGACAGACUAUACCGAAAUAUUCACCACCCAAUGGACGCCGCCGCUCUCCUCAAGUCCCAGGGCUGGCGGGGCAAGGGCUUCUCCCUGCACCCCACCGACAACACCAUCGGCCUGACCAAGCCGAUCCUGCUGUCGCGCAACACGGACGGCCGCGGCGUAGGCCAGAAGCAGCACUACACAAGCGACCAAUGGUGGCUGCACGCCUUUGAUGAGAAGCUCAAGGGCCUCGACACCUCCAAAAAGGGCACCGUGGUGCAGUCGGUCAAGCAGGGUAAGCUGGACGUUGUCGCCAGCAGCCAGCCCACGGGCAAGUACAGGGGCGCGAGCGGGCUGUACGCGUCCUUCGUGCGGGGCGGCAUGCUCGAGGGCACUCUGCAAGCACCGGGCGAACCAUCGACGGCCGGCACGACGCCCUCGAGCUCGGAAGAUAGCGAGACGUCUGUAUCGAGAAAAGAAAAGAGGACCGAGAGCAAGGCGGAGAAGCAGGCUAGGAGGGCGGCGAGGAGGCUACGCAAGGCGGAGAAGGCUGCACGAAAAGCUGCCGAGGCCGAGGCGGCGCGUAAGGCUGCCGACAAGGCCGCGAAAAAGGCGCUGAAGCAGUCCAGGAAAGCCAGUGAGACAAAGGCGGAGAGACGCGCGAGGAGGGCAGAGAGGAGGGCGCGGAAAGAGGCAAAAAGGAAAAGACGAGAGGAAGAAAAGUUGAAACUACCAGAUUCGGGUUGAAGGAGUUUCAUCCCCCCGUCCAUGGUACCUAUGCUUCACCACAAGGGGCAGUUCAAGGUCGCGGCGGUAGCAGCACGAUUGAGAGUCAGAUGCCGCCAGCGACAUAUAGAGCAGCGACAUCUACACUAGCUCGACUUGCCCAACCUUAUACUGGAGGUCGUUGCAGACCCGAUCUAUUCGUCCACGAGGGAUGACCCGGCAGCCGAGGCAAGACCGCUGGACUAGCUAGGUAUGGGCGACCGCUUCUGCCUGUGCCAGGCUGGGGCUCAAACCUCUUUGGGAAUUUUGCCCGGCUUAUUUGAUAGCAGCCACGGCCGGCGGUCCCAGAAGUCGUCCUUGAUAAUAUCAAGGUGCUCUACCACAAUAGGCGCCUUUGCUCGCCGUUUUCUGUCCGUCUCGUUCUGUGUCUUUGAUUGCUGGACCGGGACGGCCAGACUGUCGGCUUCGGCGGCAGCAUUGUGUGUUCCAGGCUCCACCGGCUCGUA
This is a messenger RNA of Canariomyces notabilis, 1325 nucleotides long. RefSeq lists its product as uncharacterized. Lineage: Eukaryota; Fungi; Ascomycota; Sordariomycetes; Sordariales; Chaetomiaceae. The transcript has a single exon. Gene Ontology annotation, cellular component: nucleolus. The coding region runs from base 148 to 840 and encodes 230 amino acids. The record is from RefSeq and is a predicted model, not a curated record.